Molecule: messenger RNA, 1530 nt
Organism: Lolium rigidum
Lineage: Eukaryota; Viridiplantae; Streptophyta; Magnoliopsida; Poales; Poaceae
Product: high-affinity nitrate transporter 2.1-like
Exons: 1
Coding region: 1-1530 (509 amino acids)
Biological process (GO): cellular response to nitrate; nitrate transmembrane transport
Cellular component (GO): plant-type vacuole membrane; plasma membrane
Molecular function (GO): nitrate transmembrane transporter activity
Source: RefSeq, a predicted model, not a curated record
AUGGAGAUGGAGGUCGGUGCCACGGGCGCCACGGCAGCGCCACCCCAGUUCUCGCUGCCGGUGGACUCUGAGCACAAGGCCAAGUCCAUCAAGAUCUUCUCCUUUGGCAACCCUCACAUGCGGGCCUUCCACCUCGGGUGGAUGUCCUUCUUCACGUGUGUCGUCUCCACGUUUGCGGCCGCGCCGCUCAUCCCAAUCAUCCGCGACAACCUCAACCUCACCAAGGCCGACAUCGGCAACGCUGGAGUCGCUUCCGUCUCGGGCGCCAUCUUCUCUAGGCUGGCCAUGGGUGCUGUGUGCGACCUCCUCGGUCCACGCUACGGUUGCGCAUUCCUGGUCAUGCUCUCCGCGCCAGCGGUAUUCUGCAUGUCCAUCAUCGACAGUCCCGCCGGAUACAUCACCAUCCGUUUCCUCAUCGGUGUCUCGCUCGCUACCUUCGUAUCGUGCCAGUACUGGGUGAGUACUAUGUUCAAUAGCAAGAUUAUUGGGACGGUCGGCGGCUUGACAGCAGGGUGGGGUGAUAUGGGUGGCGGCGCCACACAGCUCAUCAUGCCUCUCGUCUUUGAUGCCAUCUUGGCAUGUGGUGCGACGGAGUUCACAUCGUGGCGCCUCGCCUAUUUCGUGCCAGGAAUGAUGUUGGUGGUGAUGGGCUUGCUCGUGCUCACCAUGGGACAAGACCUUCCCGAUGGCAACCUCGGGAGUCUACAGAAAAAUGGUGACAUGAAUAAAGACAAGUUUUCCAAAGUUUUCCGUGGCGCGGUAACCAACUACCGCACAUGGAUCUUCGUCUUCAUCUAUGGCUACUGCAUGGGUGUCGAGCUCACCACCAACAACGUAAUCGCCGAGUACUACUACGACAGCUUCCCUCUCGACCUCCGGGCCGCUGGCACCAUCGCGGCCUGCUUCGGCUUGGCCAAUAUCUUCGCGCGUCCAAUGGGUGGCUACCUCUCCGACCUUGGUGCCCGUUACUUUGGCAUGCGAGCAAGACUUUGGAACAUUUGGAUCCUCCGGACUGCCGGUGGUGCCUUCUGCAUCUGUCUCGGUCGUGCAUCCUCCCUCCCGACAUCCAUUGCAUGCAUGGUCAUGUACUCCAUUUGCAUUGAGGCCGCAUGUGGGGCCGUCUAUGGUGUCAUUCCCUUCGUCUCACGACGCUCACUUGGCCUCAUCUCCGGCAUGAGCGGUGCCGGUGGUAACGUGGGUGGCGGUCUUACACAGUUUCUCUUCUUCACGUCAUCACAAUACUCCACCGGCAAAGGGCUCCAGUACAUGGGAAUCAUGGUCAUUGUGUGCACUCUCCCCAUCGUGCUUGUGCACUUUCCGCAAUGGGGCUCAAUGCUCCUCCCUCCUAGCCCCGUCGCCACUGAGGAAGGCUACUAUGUCGGUGAGUGGACAGAUGAGGAGAAGAGCAAGGGACUCCAUGACGCCAGCCUCAAGUUCGCCGAGAACAGCACCUCUGAGCGUGGUAGACGCAACACGAUCUUGGCCGGACCUGCCACUUCCCCACAUAAUAUCACACCCCUACAUGUGUAA